Molecule: messenger RNA, 4270 nt
Organism: Carica papaya (papaya)
Lineage: Eukaryota; Viridiplantae; Streptophyta; Magnoliopsida; Brassicales; Caricaceae
Product: binding protein
Biological process (GO): mitotic chromosome condensation; meiotic chromosome condensation
Cellular component (GO): condensed chromosome, centromeric region; condensin complex
Molecular function (GO): histone binding
Source: RefSeq, a predicted model, not a curated record
UUCAAAAGAAACCUCAGGAGCGAAAAGGGAACAGUGAUAAGAGUAUCAAAUUCAUUUUACCCUGGCGUUUAAGCAUCCAUGGCGGAUUCCAUAUCAAGAAUCAUCGCAGAGCUUGAAGAGAAUCAACAACAAAACCUUACAAACCCCCGCACUCACCUAUCACAAUCUUCAUCACCGUCACUCCUCUCCCAAUCAACCCUCUUGGAUCUCCAGUCUCUGGUAGACACCAAUGACCCCGACAUCAUUGACCAGUUCUAUGGCGAUCUCUCCUCUAAGAACCUCUCUCCGACUUCUCUCCUCCCUCCCAUGUCGGUGGCCAUGGACUCUGGCCCCACACACCUCUCGCUCUUGUCCUCCAGUGUCUACCUCUCUAUCCUCCUCGCUCCCAACUCCCCGGUGUUCACUCUUUUCACCCCCAUGGCAUUUCUCUCUCUCCUCCGCUCCAUUCGCCGCUCCCUCAAGCACCGGCCUUCUCCGGCGGUCCCGCGCGAGGAGUCCACUACAGGACGCAACUCCCGCGGGCCACCACCGAACAGGAAGAAGAGGUCUAGGGGCUCGAGAAGUGUCGUGAGGGAUUUGGAGACCGGGACCGGGGACGAAAAUGAGGAGCGUGAGUUUGAUGUUAGAGUGUUGUUCAGUGUGCUUGAGAAACUGGAAUCCGUUCUUGGUUUGGUUCAUCUGGAUAGAUUUCCUGAUUGUUUAAAGUCUUUGGUGCAAACUAUGUGUGAAAUUCCUGUAACGGCGGUUGAAUUCUACGGUGUUUCUGCAUCUUUUAGCAGAUUAGUGGAUAUGUCUUCACGCAUUUUAGGUAAAAUUUUAGGGAGUGAGCACGGCGAUCCGGCAAGCACUGCUGGAGAGGUAUUGAAGUCCUUGACAUCGUCAAUUCUAUUGUCUAAAUCGCCGGCUAGGAGUUUUGCACUAGGGUUCGUGUCAAAGAAAAUGAUGGUUUUGUCGAAGGAGAGUGCUGGAGUGAAGAAAGCCAUCGUUAAUCUUCCUAAGUAUUUGGCGAACAAGGCGCCAGAGAAGGCCGAGCCUCGGGGAUAUGCUGUGGAAGCCAUCAUGGAAAUAGUAAAAGCAAUGGAAUUUGAUGAUCAAAUUGGUUUUGUGCAAUAUGUGGUGAAGAUGACUCAAGGAAAGGUUAGUCUUAGGCUAUUAGCAGUUGAUCUUAUUCCGCUACUAGUAAUGGCAUUGAAAGGUUCAUUGGAGGAGGAAUUGGAUAAUGAAGGGAGUCAUUCUUGGAAGCUGGCUUGUCUUCAGGCUAUAAUCGAACGUUGUGGGGAUUCAACUGCUGGGAUUCGAGCUCGAGCCCUUUCAAACUUGACUCAGGUGGCAGGGUUUUUGUCAAGCGAUGAGAAGAACAGGGAGGUUUUGAAGGAGGCAAUUGCUUUUACUGGCAAUCAUUCAAAUGAGGGGAUUAAUGAUCUUUUGAGGAAAAGGUGUGCGGAUGAGAAGGCUGCAGUGAGAAAGGCUGCACUUCUUCUGGUUACUAAGCUGACAACUACCUUAGGUGGUUCUUUCGAUGAUGUUUUGCUGAAGAUGAUGGGUAUUGCUUGUUCUGAUCCCCUUGUCAGCAUUCGAAAAGCAGCUAUCUCUGCUCUCUCAGAGGCCUUCAGGACAUUUUCAAAUGAAAGUGUAACUAUCGAGUGGCUACAUUCUGUUCCGCGUUUGAUUGCUGAUAAUGAAUCUAGCAUUCAAGAAGAAUGUGAGAACUUGUUUCUUGAAUUGAUUUUGGAGAGAGUGUCUAGAGCAGGAUCUGCAGUCUCUCCAUGGAAUACAUCUCUUUCUUCUGAUUCAAAUGUGAAAGAGAAAAGUUUUAAUAAGGAGAUUGGCUCAAUAUUUCCUGUAGGGACUUUGGUGCUUUUGAAACAGAUCUGCAACGGAGAGGUCACACCUUGGGUGAAGAAAAUUUGCACACAGCUGGGUAAGAAGAAAAGGUUGAAGCCGAGAAUUGUUGAUGCCCUCCAAAAUAUCAUAAAGACAUCUGAAUCUCUCUGGUUAAGCUAUUCUUUGCCCAUAGAGAAGUGGACAGCCCCACCUGGUGCUUGGUUUCUUCUAUCGGAGUUGUCAGCUUAUCUCCCCAAAGCAGUGGACUGGGAGUUUCUCCUUCACCAUUGGCAGCUCCUUGACAAGAAUGGUGGGCAAGAUGAGCUCAGAAGCCCACUAGUGCAAGGAGAUCCACAUGAAAAUGGGAAGUGCUUAGAAAUUGAUUCUGUUGCAUGGGCUGGAGAUCGUGUUUUCCUCUUGCAAACAAUAUCGUAUGUUUCAGUUGAGCUGCCUGCUGAACUUGCUGCAGAUUUGGCUCAUAAUAUGCUUAAACGAAUUGAAGAGUUCAACAUGCAUUCAACAGAGGUUAAUGCUCAUGUAAAAGCUCUCAGAACAUUGUGCAAGCAGAAAUCUGUGAAUAUUGAAGAGGCAGGUAUCCUUGUCAUGAAGUGGGCAGAGCGACUUAUCUCUAAAGCAUCUAAAAUUUUAGAGAAGUACAUUUCAGAGAGUACAGAAUACAAUAAAGAUAGUAGCUUCUUCACACCACCUACAAGUGGGAUUAAGAAAGCCAAGAGAUCAGCUACCAUAUCCACAUCGUUAUCAGAAACAGUCACUGCUGUUUAUACCAUUGGGUGUUUGGUUAUUGUCUGUCCUUCAGCAGAUAUAAGCUCCAUUAUUCCACUACUUCACACCAUCAUAACUUCAGCAAAUUCAGAUCCUAAGUCAAAAAGAAUACCAGUUCCUGCUCUCUCUUUGAAGCGAACAGCCCCUUCCUUGUAUAUUCAAGCAUGGUUAACCAUGGGGAAGAUUUGUUUGGUAGAUGGAAAACUUGCAAAGAGAUACAUUCCUCUUUUUGUGCAGGAGCUUGAAAAGAGUGACUGUGCAAUGCUUCGCAACAAUCUGGUCGUAACAAUGGCGGACUUUUGUGUCCGCUAUACUGCUUUGGUUGAUUGUUACAUAACAAAGAUCACAAAGUGUCUGAGGGAUCCAUGUGAACUGGUCAGGAGACAGACAUUUCUUCUGCUUUCAAGAUUAUUGCAGAGGGAUUAUGUGAAGUGGAGAGGAGUUCUCUUCCUUAGGUUCCUUCUAUCUCUUGUUGAUGAAUCAAAAAAGAUAAGACAACUGGCAGAUUUCUUAUUUGCGAAUAUUCUAAAAGCUAAGGCACCCCUUUUAGCUUACAACAGUUUUGUGGAAGCCAUUUAUGUCCUAAAUGACUGCCAUGCAGACAAUGGACAUCCUAAUCCUAAGGGUUCACAAACAGAGAAUCGAGCUUUUUCUAUCAGGGGUAAUGAUGAAAGCUCUAGGUCCAAAAGAAUGCACAUUUAUGUGACUUUGCUGAAACAAAUGGCUUCAGAACACCUCUUGGCCACCUUUGCGAAGUUAUGCGCAGAGAUCCUUGCAGCUACAUCAGAUGGCAUGCUUAAUAUAGAAGAUGUCACUGGACAGUCUGUUCUGCAGGAUGCUUUUCAAAUUCUUUCCUGCAAAGAGAUUCGAAUAUCACCAUCUCGUGGAUCAGCAUCAGAGACAGCAGACCUAGAUGAAGAAGGUGGAGAAGGUGGAACAUGUGCAGCUGCUGCGAAAGGAAGGGCUAUAACACAAGCAGUCAGAAGGGGCCUUAUCCAGAACACCAUUCCCAUCUUCAUAGAGCUAAAGCGGUUGUUGGAAAGCAAGAACAGCCCUCUCAUUGGUUCCCUCAUGGAAUGCCUUCGAAUCCUCCUCAAAGACUACAAGAAUGAGAUUGACGAUAUACUGGUUGCCGAUAAGCAGCUUCAGAAAGAGCUUAUCUAUGACAUACAAAAGUAUGAAGCAGCUAAGACCAAGUCAACAGUUCAAUCAACCAUUUUUCGUUCACCCAAUGUUUCUAAGGUUGGAAGUGGAAACAAGUUGCAGGAUUCAAAAGUUGCUUCCGAAAUGGCUGCUGCAGCCAUUGCAAAGUCUGUGUUGAGGGAAGUGAACAAGGGAACACCCACGCCGCCCCUUAGCUCCAUCAGUGUUCCAAAACUAAAAUCUAAUCAGGAAGGAACCAGUGGUCGAAAUCAUCACAGGCCUAUAGGUGUAUUGGAGUCUUUAAGAAGAAGACAGUCUUUUAAUUCUGAUGAUGAAAACUAACCGUCAGAGAAAUACAUUGCCUGGACCGGAACCUUAGGAUGCAGAAAGAAAGCACAAGCUUAAGAGAGUAAAUAACGAUAAUGUUGUAUGAGAUGUAAAUAUAAAUGUACUUAGGACUGUAGUAUUGGAAGUUCAGAUUACAAUUUUUGGAAAAAAGACUGUCUAUUGGUAUUCCAAA